Messenger RNA from Marchantia polymorpha subsp. ruderalis, 1903 nucleotides. NCBI's taxonomy places the organism in Eukaryota, Viridiplantae, Streptophyta, Marchantiopsida, Marchantiales, Marchantiaceae. The record is from the annotation of a GenBank genome assembly.
GGGAAGGAGCAAUCGUCUGCUCUUGGCCUCGCCUCCGGAGAAGUGACAAGUGACUGCCCGCGGCCACAGCUCUCGGCCCUCGAGAAGAAAGAGAGCGCCCGAGCAGAGCAGCAGAGAGACCGAGAGAGCAUGCGCAGCGCUCAGGCACAGAGGGCCGCAUCAUGCUUUGAGGUGUCACGGAGAGAGCCCUGAGAGAAGAGAGAUUCAGAGAUCGAGAGAGCGAGCGAGAGGAGGAGCCUUCCCGAGGUUCGAUCGAGUGGCGCUUCCUUCCGUUGCAGAGUGUGCCUCCUCUUCGGAUUUUUUCGCAGAUCUGGUGGUCGGAGGCGAUUGGAUCUGACGUCUUGAGCUAUGUCGGGAGCAGGGCAGCGCCUGAAUGUGGUGCCGACGGUGACGGUGCUGGGAGUCAUCAAGACCCGGCUAAUUGGAGCUACCAAGGGCCAUCAAUUGCUCAAGAAGAAAAGCGAUGCGUUGACGAUGCAAUUUCGGCAAAUUCUUAAGCGGAUCGUGCAGACCAAGGAGUCAAUGGGGGACAUCAUGAAAGCUUCGGCGUUUUCGUUGACGGAAGCCAAGUACGCUGCUGGGGACAACAUCAAGUAUAUCGUGUUUGAGAAUGUGGAUGCAGCUUCCGUCAAAGUUAGGGCCAAGACUGAGAACGUUGCUGGAGUGAAGCUCCCCAAGUUUGAGCACUUCAGCGAGGCUGGGGAGACGAGAAACGAUCUCACCGGUUUGGCCAGGGGUGGUCAACAGAUUCAACUCUGCAAAUCUGCUUUUGUCAAAGCAAUUGAGGUACUGGUAGAGCUUGCCUCGUUGCAGACAUCCUUCUUGACUCUAGAUGAGGCCAUCAAGACAACGAAUCGUAGAGUUAAUGCCUUGGAGAAUGUUGUAAAGCCGAAAUUGGAAAACACUAUCAGCUACAUCAAGGGUGAAUUGGAUGAACUGGAGAGGGAGGAGUUCUUCCGACUGAAGAAGGUCCAGGCCUACAAGAAGAAGGAGGUCGAGAAGCAGCUUAUUAGGAAUCAGCAAUUUGAAGCUGCCAACGCUGCUGCUGCUGCUGCUGCCGCUGGAGACGAUGGCGAAACUGGCUCCGCACCUGCAAGGCCUCAUCAUACUCCCCAUCACCAUCACCACAAACAUUCAUCUAUUUUAUCCCAACUGUCUCAUGAGUUGUCAGAAAAGCUUACUAAGAGCCUCUUGCAUGAGAAUGCGGACCCUGACGUAAUCUUUUGACUCUCGUCAUGUGGGAAAACGCUGAUUUCAGCCGCCUUUUCUCUGUGGGCUGUGGCCGCAGUAGUGUACCAGUUGGAUUGCAGUGGUGAUAUUGAGGCGGAAUACAUGAAUAUAGAAGUUGAGUCAAAACAAAUCUUACUUUGUCAGAACUUUCCCGGAUCCAGCAGUCUCCAUUUCCCGUAUCAUGUUAGUAUUUGCGGCUUUGACUAGAUUGACGGUACAGGACCAAAUAGUUCAUGAUCUCAUCUGCUUUAGAUGUCCUCAUAAAAGCUUCGUUACUCUGAGGAGUUAAAGAUCUUCAACAGUUAAAGUGCUCUUGAGUAUCGAAGUUUCUCGUAUUGUACAAUGUAUAACAGUUGGGUUGGCCGAGCCAUAUAUUUUUAUCCCCGAUUUAACCGCCUCUCCCAACCAUUGCCUGUCACUGUUGACUCUCAAGAUUUAUCCCGGCAAUUUGUAAAGAACAGGUUCACCAGUUGAACCACUUUACCCUAGAUCCAGGAUCUUAAUUCAUUGUGCGGCUGCUGUCUCAAAAAUCACCAUUGGGUUUUACUGCAAUAUGCUUGGCAUUUUUAUAUGCUGAUCACAGUAUUUAGUUUGCAAUCUGAGUUCCUUAUUUUUUGGUGACAUAAGCGUGAGCGGUGGUGGACAUGUCUUAUACCUAAUCUUACAACUCUAU